Paramecium octaurelia is the source of this 6224-nucleotide messenger RNA. The record is from the annotation of a GenBank genome assembly. NCBI's taxonomy places the organism in Eukaryota, Ciliophora, Oligohymenophorea, Peniculida, Parameciidae.
AUGAAGAAGUUAGGAUGUUAUGAUACUUGUGACUUCUCCAAUCCAUUAUUUUAAAAUGGGUUUUGUUAAUCUUAUCCAAGUAUUAUUUAAUUAAUAUUUCUUAGUUUAAUUAUUUGUCUAAAAUUCUGUUGGUUAUGAGACAUCCAGAUGGUAGAUUAUAUAUGACCCUCAACAUAUAGAUACAUCUAUAGCGAUAAUUAGUUAUUCUUCAUAUGGAGUAUUUAAAUUUAAUUCUGGUGUCUAUAGAUAUUUUGAGGAUUUGGCUAAAUAUUAUGAUUCUACUUGGUUAGUUGGACUGAAUAUUAUAAUCAUAACUUUUAAUGAUAUUCCACUUAAUUGUGGAAUCUAGUUUAAGAUUAAUAAUACUUAUUUCGGGUCUAUUUUUAGGAAUGCCUCUGGAAUUCAAACCCACAAAGUCAAAAUAUUUAAUAUUUCAAACUAAGGAUCAUAUCUUUCAUAUACGUCUUAUUAAGUAUAUGAAAUUACUACAUAUGUUGACAUUCCUAAAUAUUCAUUUUUAUUUUCAGUCGUUGGAAAUUACACGUAAAUAUUAAUUUAUUGAAUUUAGUGAUGCCACAGCAGGAUGGGGAAUAUAUAAAAUUUCUCUUUCUUCAGGAUAUUGUCCCAAGUAUUGCAUAUUGUGUGAAGUAUCAUUUAAAUGUAAAAUUUGUGAAUCUGGAUAUUAUAUUUAUAGAGAUGGUACCUGUACAAAUGAUUGCUAUUAUCCAUAUUAAAGAAUAUAGGGCUCUUAUUGUUAUGAUUACGAUGACGAAACGCCUUGUAUUAUAUACAUAAAUUUUAGACUCUUCAUAUUUGAUUAAGGAACAUCUCGAUGAAACUGGUGACCCUGAAUAAUAUGCAAAGUAUACUGUAAUUUCUCAAAAUGGUCCAAACUUUUUGAAAGGAUCGGAUAUCUAUUUUUCAUAUUGGUAAACAUAUAGAGUCCUUGGAGGACCUUUUAUAUGGGCGUAGGCUAAAUUAUAAAGGGUUCAUGAUAUCUUAUCCCCGCAUCACAGUGUCACAAUAGCAUUUUAUAUUCUAUAUGGACCAAAUUUCCCUUCAGAUGGGACAUUUAUAUAUACGAUUGAGAGUAAUACACCAGUUGUUAAAACAGCUCCUAUUUAUACUAGUUCUUAUUAUGAUGGCUCAAAAGUGGAUGAAGUAUAUGAAAAAAUCAAUCAUAAUACAAAUACAUUAACAAUCACUUGGGAAUGCUUUGGGCCAAAUAAUGAACCAAUAAUGGCAUAUUGUGGAAUCUAUAAUUAUUAUAUUGCCGUUCAUAAUUGCUAACCUUAUUGCUUAUAAUGUUAGAAUUAAUCUAGUUGUACUUCAUGGAAUAGCACUUAUGAUUCUAAUAUUGUUAAACUUUCUUAAGCAGAAUGUUUGAUUAACCAAUAUUAUGAUAAAGAAUCAAUAAGUUGUAAAGAAUGUCCAUAAUCUUGUUUAACAUGCACAUCUAAAUUAGAUUGUUAAACAUGCAAAUCAACUUAUACCUAAUCUAAAUUAGGAUGCAUUUGCAAAGUGAAUCAGUACGAAGAAUCAAAUCAAUGUUUUGAUUGUCCUAUUGAAUGUAAUUAAUGUUUAACUUCUACUUACUGUAUAGAAUGUUUAGUCACUAAUAAUAGAAAUUUUUCAAAUGGGUAAUGCAAUUGCAUUGAUGGAUAUUAUCAUAUUCCAUCUACACCUCAAUGUUAAUUAUGCCAUUAAUUUUGUAAAACUUGUUUUGGACCAACUUCUGAUGAAUGUUUAACAUGCAAUAAUAUUGUUAAUAUUGAAAAAGUAGGAUCGACUUGUAGAUGUCUAGCAGGGAAUUCUUAUUAAUAUACAGCAAAUACUUGUUCGUCUUGUCAUUCAUCGUGCUUAACAUGUUUUAAAAAUACUAUUGAUGGUUGCCUAACCUGCAAUCCAAGUUUAAAUAGAAUAUUAAAAGGGUUAAAAUGUUUUUGUUUACCCGGUUAUUACGAAUUAAGUGAUGCUUGUACAAGUAUAUUAAUAUCAUAUUAUAGAUUGUCCAACUACAGAAAAUUCAUCCCUAAGCUAAUGUUAUAAGCUUUGCAAUAAUAAUUAAUUGAUCUGGCAUACUAUUACUUGUAGUACUUGCGAUACUGGAUUUUAAUUAAUAUCAGGAGAAUGUCAACCUAUUUGUGGAGAUUUAUAAAUAAAUGGAUAUGAAUAAUGUGAAGAUAAUAAUACAAUUCUUGAUGAUUUAUGUUAUAAUUGCUAAUUUUAAUGUCCAGCUCAUUGUUUAACUUGUGAUUAAUCAACAAUCUUUCCUUGUCCUGAUAUUUGUGGAGAUGGAAUUAUUUCUGGAAUUGAAGAAUGUGAGGAUGGAAAUAACACUUAAUAUGAUGGAUGUUUUAAUUGUAAAUAUUAAUGUCCACCUUAAUGUACAAAGUGCAUAAAAGGACAAUGCUUUGAGUGUAAUACUGGUGGUUGGCAAACUGAUCUAACAGUUACUCCUUGGAAAUGUAAGGAAAUUUGUGGAGAUGGCUUGAUAAUUGGAAGUGAAUAAUGUGAUGAUGAAAACUCUUUUGAUACAGAUGGUUGCAAAGAUUGUAAGUAUUACUGUAGAAUUGGUUGUUCUUCUUGUGAUUAUACAACCAACAAAUGCUUAAGUUGCGAAUUCCCUGGGUUUACUCCUAUCUCUUACUAUUGUAAAAAUAUAUGCGGAGAUGGCAUAAUCGCAUUAGAUCCAUCUAAUUACUAUACAGAGCAAUGUGAUGAUGGCAAUACUAAGAAUUACGAUGGUUGCAGUGAUUCAUGCUAAUUAUAGUGUUAACUCUCAUCUAUUUGCACUACCUGCGUAAGUAAUAGAUGUGAAUUAUGUGCUGUUGGAUAUUAUCUUUCAAAUCAAUAAAUAUGUAAACCAAUUUGUGGCGAUUCGUUGGUUGCAGAAGGUGAAUAAUGUGAGAUAACAUCUAUACUACCAUACAAAGGUUGCUAAAAUUGCUUAGCCAAAUGUCAAAAUUCUUGCCUCACUUGUGCUAAUACUGGACUUGGCUGUUAAACUUGCAAAACUGGUUAUAAUAAAGUUGAUUAUUUAUGUUAUUCAAUCUGUGGGGAUAAAAUAAUAACUGAAGAUGAAUAAUGUGAUGAUGGCAAUUUGAUAAUUGGCGAUGGAUGCCAUUUCUGUCAAUUUAGUUGCUAGGAUUCAUGUCUUAAUUGUCUUAAAGGAAUCUGUUAUGAUUGUUAAGAAGGCUAUUAAUUAAAACUUUCUAAAUGUUACCCUAUGUGUGAAGAUGGUGCUUAGAUACAAAAUGAACAAUGUUAUAGAAUAACUUCAAUCCAAAUUUAUCCAAAUUGCUAAUCUUGUUAAUUUACUUGCAAUUUUAAUUGCAUCUUGUGUUAAUUUGGUAUUUGUUAGCAAUGCAAGGACGGAUAUGAAUUAAAUCCUAAUCUAUAGAUUUGUACAGAAUCUCUAGAAUUUAAUUAUAUUGUAAUUGAAAACUGUAAUAUCUAAAUUGGGGAUAAUUGUGUUUCGUGCAAAGAUUCUGCCUACUAUGAAAAAUCUGUUUAGAAGUGUUAGUUAAAAGAAGCACCAUUAACUUUUUGUGAAUAUUAUCUUAGAUUAUCUCCUGAUUUAUAUUGUAGUUAUUGUAUUGAUUACUGCGUGUCUUGUAAUGAAAAUAAAUGCCUAAAUUGUUAAAGAGGCUACUAUUUAGAUGAAAAUUUUUCUUGUAUCUCAUCUUGUGGAGAUGGUAUACUCGCACAUGAUGAACAAUGUGAAAUUUUUGAUAAAAAUUGCUUAAGUUGUAUGCUUGAUGCACCAAAAUAAUGUGAAAAAAAUUUUUAAGACCACUGUUAUGAAUGCAAACAGGGAUAUUAUUUUAAUGAAUAUUUAAAUACUUGUGAAUCUGUAUGUGGAGAUGGAAUAAUAACUCAUGAUGAAGACUGUGAAGAUAAUAAUUUCAUAGAGUUUGAUGGUUGCAAUCAUUGUAAAUAUUCAUGUAGUUAAUAAUGUAUAAAUUGUUUAAAUGGAGUAUGCUAAGAAUGCAAAAGAGAUUAUUUUCUUAGGGAUGGGUUUUGUUAUUAUGAAGGAACUACCGUAGAUUUCUAUCGAUACUGUUAAUUAAAUUUGAAUAGAGAUUGCUUAAUUUGCGUCAAAGAUUAUAAAUUAAAUGAGUAUGGUGAUUGUGUUCCUGAAAGUUCUGAGAGCUGCAUUCAAUAUUAUAAUAGUUAAUGCAUUUAAUGUGCAUAAAAAUAUGAACUUUAUGAAAAUCAAUGCAUUUAAUCCUAAUAAUGUUAAGUAGGCUUAUACUUGGAUUAAAACUCAUUUAUUUGUUAAUCUUAAUGUGGUGAUGGGUAUAUCACUGAAUGGGAAGAGUGCGAUGAUUAAAAUAUGGAGCAUUUUGAUGGUUGCUAUUAGUGUAAAUAUGAAUGCGAUGACAAUUGUAUAUAAUGUGUAUAUGGAGAAUGUUUACAAUGUUCAUAAGAAUUUAAUCUAAUUGAGAGUAAAUGCUCAUCAAAGUGUUAAGACAUUUGUAUAAAUUGUGUUUAAGGUAGAUGUUAGUUAUGUAGAAGUGGCUAUUUCUUAAAUGAAUAUUUAAUUUGUAUAAUAAUUGACUGUGAAUAUGAUUUCAGUAGUACUCCAUAUUGUGGAAAUGGCAUAAUAGAAGAUAUUGAAUAGUGUGAUGAUUAAAAUUUAUUAAAUGAUGAUGGUUGUAACAAUUAUUGUGAAAAAACUUGUGAUGUUAAUUGUACACAUUGUAUUGAUGAUGUUUGUUUUGAGUGCAAAGAAGGAUGGAAAUUAGGUUCAUUCUUUUGUGAUCCAAUUUGUGGAGAUUUUAUUGUUGUUGGGAAUGAGGAAUGUGAUGACGGAAAUUAUAUUAAUUUUGAUGGUUGUUUUGAAUGUAAAUAUUAAUGUAGUCAAUCUUGUGAAAACUGUUUGAAUGGAAUAUGUCAAUCUUGUUAACUCAAUUUUGAAUUUGAUUAAUUAAAUAAUUCAUGUAAACCAAUUCAAACCUUACUUACAAUUUAUGAAGAACCAAAUUGCAAGUUGUUAGAAGGUAACUAAUGUAUACUUUGUUAAAUUGGAUAUCUAGAUGCAGUUACUAAAACUUGCAUCGUUGAUUAUAAUAUGAACCAAUGCAAUAAAAAUUGUAAAUCAUGUGUACUUUCCGAAUGUUUAGAAUGUGAAUUUGGAUAUUAUGGAACCAAAUGUAUACCUAAAUGUGGAGAUGGUAUAAUAGUUUAAGAGGAGGAAUGCGAUGAUGGAAUUUAAUAUUAAUUAGAUGAUUGUUUAAAUUGUAAAUACUAAUGUCCUCAAUAUUGUAAAUCUUGUGCUUAUGGUGAUUGUAUUUAUUGUUUCGCAGGAUUCUAUUUGGAUAUAGUGAGCAAUACAUGUAAUUCUGUCUGUGGUGAUAAUAUAUUGGCAAGUGAUGAAGUUUGUGAUGAUGGCAAUGAAUUGAGAUACGAUGGUUGUUUUGAAUGUAAAUAUUAAUGUCAAGAAGCGUGCUUGGAUUGUUAAUUUGGAAAAUGCAUGUUAUGUUAACUUCCUUUUAUAGUUGUACAUACAAAAGGUAUGUGUGAAGAAACAAAGUCAUGUGAAGAUUUAAUAGGGCUGUAUUAUGAUAAUGAUAGUAAUGAUUGUUUACCAUUAUGUGGCGAUGAAAUUGUGGCAGGUAAUGAAGAUUGUGAAGAUUUAAAUAGUAUUCCUGAUGAUGGAUGCUAUAAAUGCAAAUUUGAGUGCUCAAAAAAUUGUCAGAUAUGCAAAGAUAGAGUUUGUAUUUAAUGCCAAACAAAUUAUUUGUUAAAUAAUUAUCAAUGUUUGUUAGAUAAAUCAAAUGUUUCACUUAAUUCUAGCAUUAUCGAAGAACCUGAAGGCAAUAAUCUUGAUACUGAAAUAAAAAUAGAAACUUAAAUUAACAGUACAAGUACUGAUAGUACAAAAGUAGAAUAAAGUUCAUGGAAAGAGAAUAAGGUAUGCCGAGAUGAUGAAUGUGUUUAUUCUAAAAAAGCCAUCAUGUAAUUGACUUACAAUAAAUAAUUAUAUGCCCUUUAAUAUGUUAACAUUAAUUUUGACUAAGAAGUAAAAAUUAAGGAUAAUAUAUUAAAAGACAAACAACUAUUUAAUAUUAGCAUUGCAGAUUUAGAUACCCAGUAUUAUAAUAUUACAAUUAAUGCAAUUUAAGAUAUUUCAUUCGAUCCUUCAAAUGCAUAGUAUUAGGUCUCGAUUGAAAUAUUUUAACAGAUUUCUACAAAACCCAUUCUUUUAGUUUAAUUGA